AUGCAACUACGCAGCCGAGCCGUUGCCGAGUCCAAGCACAUUGUGCGCACCGUGCGCUCGCCGCGGUUCGCGAGCUCCAAGCGCGGAAGCGAGGCUGCGCCAAAGCUAGAGCCUAGCGCGACCAAGGUACACGUCAAGCGCGAGCCGCUGAUCAAAGCGGAGCCCGAACCUCCAACGACGCCCAAGACGCCAACGACGCGGUCCAAGCGCAAGGCCAAGGUCGAGCCAUUACUAGCAGACGAAGCAAUCCCUCUCGAGAAGCUUGGGAUUCAUGACGAUGUGGCCAAGCCGCCCGAUGGCGAUGUCAAGGUCAAGAAGCAGAAGGCCGAGCGCGCAAACUGGGAGCAAGUGUGGGACGGCAUUGCGUUCAUGCGCGCCGAGCGCACGGCUGCUGUCGACAACCAAGGUUGCGAGUCGUUCAACGACCCGUCGCUGGCCCCUCCUCUUCGCCGCUUUCAUGUGCUCGUGGCAUCCAUGCUAAGCAGCCAAACCAAAGAUCCGGUCACGGCUGCCGCCAUGGAGCGUCUCAAGAAGCACGGGCUCACGGUGGCCAACAUCCUCGCCACCGACGGCAACGAGCUCGCACAGCUCUUACGCCCCGUGGGCUUCUUCAACAACAAGGCCACGUACCUCCACAAGACUUGCGCCAUUCUGCAGGACAAAUACGACUCGGACAUUCCGCCAACGUUUGACGAACUCAUGGCGCUACCCGGCGUCGGGCCCAAAAUGGCCCAUUUGACCAUGUCGGCUGCCUGGGAAAAGACCGUCGGUAUCUGCGUGGACGUGCACGUGCAUCGCAUCUCGAACCGCCUCGGGUGGGUCAAAACGUGGAACAAGCAAAACCCCAAGAGCCAAGACCCCGAAAAGACGCGCAAGGAGCUCGAAGACUGGCUUCCGUACGACAAAUGGAACCCUGUGAAUGCGAUGCUCGUCGGGUUUGGCCAAGAGGUCUGUCAUCCACUGAACCCGCGCUGCGACGUCUGCACCGUCUCGCACUUGUGCCCGUCGGCGUUCAAAAAGGUGUCCCCGUGA
Molecule: messenger RNA, 1032 nt
Organism: Saprolegnia diclina VS20
Lineage: Eukaryota; Oomycota; Saprolegniomycetes; Saprolegniales; Saprolegniaceae
Product: endonuclease III
Exons: 6
Coding region: 1-1032 (343 amino acids)
Biological process (GO): nucleotide-excision repair; base-excision repair; base-excision repair, AP site formation
Cellular component (GO): nucleus
Molecular function (GO): oxidized pyrimidine nucleobase lesion DNA N-glycosylase activity; DNA binding; 4 iron, 4 sulfur cluster binding
Source: RefSeq, a predicted model, not a curated record